AUUAUUUUUAAGAUUAUUUAUUAAGCAAAAAUACAAUAUUACACUAAGAUGUCGAUAGAAUUAGCAGUAUCUUAUGCAACAUUGAUUUUAGCUGAUGAUGGAGUUGAAAUAACAUCGGAUAAACUACAAACACUUGUAAGAUCAGCAGGAAUUAAAGUCGAAAAUAUUUGGACAUCUUUAUUCGCAAAAGCACUCGAAGGAAAGAACAUCAAAGAACUUCUUCUUAAUAUUAACACCGGAGAACCAACGUCGACAACAGGCGUACCUCCUCCUCAGACAAAUGAGACAGUAACUAAUGAAGCACCCAAAGAAGAAGAAAAAGAAGAAUCAGACGAAGAUAUGGGUUUUGGUCUUUUUGAUUAAUUUGAAGAACUUUCAUUUUUUCUUCUACGAUAUGAGAUAAAUUGU
This is a messenger RNA of Pneumocystis carinii B80, 408 nucleotides long. RefSeq lists its product as hypothetical. The transcript is spliced from 4 exons. The record is from RefSeq and is a predicted model, not a curated record. Bases 49 to 363 code for a protein of 104 amino acids. Gene Ontology annotation, cellular component: cytosolic large ribosomal subunit; ribosome. Gene Ontology annotation, biological process: translational elongation; cytoplasmic translation. NCBI's taxonomy places the organism in Eukaryota, Fungi, Ascomycota, Pneumocystomycetes, Pneumocystales, Pneumocystaceae. Gene Ontology annotation, molecular function: structural constituent of ribosome; protein kinase activator activity; ribonucleoprotein complex binding.